UCUUCGUGUUUCCGUGUCUCUUCGUGGUCGAGCCCCGCCAGUUCCCGUUGGCAGCGUGCGAGCCCCCGCGAGCCGAGCCGAGCCCCCGGGGGAGCAGCGGGGUGGUCGUGCGGUACUUCGGCGAGCACACAGGGACGAGUUGUCCGAGUGAGGCGCUCUCCCCGGCGCCAUUGACGUGUUCUCGUUUGCGAAGAGGGACUCGGACUCGGUCUCGGUCGAGGAGGCGACGAGCGACGCUCCCGAGCUCGAGUCCGCCGGAACCGACGCAGCAGCACAGGCGUCAGUCGACCGCCGAGACGUCAGUGGUGCCGACGUGCUUCUGUCGCAGCUCCCCGGAGUCAUCCAUCUGACAUCCCCGACCAGGGAGACUCAACAAUCAGCCCCCACAUUCAUUAUAAUAAGAGAACAAAUUAAUACUAGAGUCGAACUCAGUAGAAGGUGUACCGUGCCCGGAGGGCCCAACUGGGAUAUGAAACAACAUUUAAAUCCAAAUUGUAUCCAGAUUUGUAUUUACACACACACACACACACACACACACACACACACACACACACACGGGCGUUACAGAAUGUCAGUCGCCUAAAAAUUGCCAGAUCAUUUUUCGUCAAGAUCCAUGAAUUAUAUCCUAAAAAAAAAAAGAAGCCGCCCCUCCUGUCAAGGUUAAUGUAAGUAAUUAAAAAAAACAAACUGGCUCCACAGAAACAUUUUAAUUUGUGAUUUCAUCUUUUUAUCUAUUCCAUAAAUGGAGUUCUGCUCUCCUAGUGAGCGUCUGCCUUCCCGGUAAUGAGGACGAAGCUUAAGCUGAACUUUUCUUCAGCCAGUUUUUAAAAAAACUUUUCACAGCGCAUAGGAAAUGGCAACUGCUCUCAGUGGCCGAACCCCCGGUGGACGUGGACCGCAGCGGAGCAAGGGUCGGAUUUUAGGCAUCAUUGACGCCAUCCAGGAUGCAGUGGGGCCUCCGAAGCAGGCGGUCGCCGACCGACGGACUGUGGAGAAGACAUGGAAACUCAUGGACAAAGUUGUCCGACUGUGCCAAAACCCCAGGCUCCAGCUGAAAAACAGUCCACCAUACAUUCUGGAUAUCUUACCGGAUGCCUACCAGCACCUGCGGCUUGUAUUGGGCAAAUAUGAGGAGAACCAGAGACUCGCGCAGCUCAGUGACAAUGAGUACUUUAAAAUCUACAUCGACAGCCUUAUGAAGAAAUCCAAACGGGCCAUCCGGCUCUUCAAAGAGGGAAAGGAGAGGAUGUAUGAGGAGCAGUCCCAGGACAGGAGGAACCUGACCAAGCUGUCUCUGAUCUUCAGUCACAUGCUGGCUGAAAUCAAAGCCAUCUUCCCUGGAGGACAGUUCCAGGGGGACACUUUCAGGAUCACCAAGGCCGAUGCCGCUGACUUUUGGAGGAGAUUUUUUGGAGAAAAGACGAUAGUGCCAUGGAAAGUCUUCCGACAGUGCCUUCACGAACUGCACCCCAUCAGUUCGGGCCUGGAGGCCAUGGCCCUCAAAUCCACCAUAGACCUCACUUGCAACGACUACAUUUCUGUGUUUGAGUUCGACAUCUUCACACGCCUCUUCCAGCCGUGGGGAUCAAUUCUGAGGAACUGGAACUUCCUGGCAGUGACACACCCCGGCUACAUGGCCUUCCUGACCUAUGAUGAAGUCAAAGCCAGAUUGCACAAGUACAUCAACAAGCCUGGAAGUUACAUCUUCAGACUGAGUUGCACACGCCUGGGCCAGUGGGCCAUCGGUUAUGUGACCAAUGAUGGCAACAUACUGCAAACCAUCCCCCACAACAAGCCACUGUUCCAGGCCCUCAUCGAUGGCUACAGGGAGGGCUUCUACUUGUUCCCCGACGGUCGCAGUUACAACCCUGACCUCACUGGCCUCUGCGAGCCGACGCCUCAUGAUCACAUCAGAGUGACUCAAGAGCAGUACGAGCUCUACUGUGAAAUGGGCUCCACCUUCCAGCUUUGUAAGAUCUGCGCGGAGAACGACAAAGACGUCAAGAUCGAGCCGUGCGGCCACCUCAUGUGUACUUCCUGUCUCACAGCCUGGCAGGAGUCGGACGGUCAGGGUUGUCCGUUCUGCCGUUGUGAGAUCAAAGGAACAGAGCCCAUCAUCGUGGAUCCCUUUGACCCACGGAAUGAGGGCAACAAGUGCUUCUUCCUGGAUCAGCACAGCUGCCACAUGCUGGAACUGGAUGAUGACGAAGACCGAGAGGACUGCCUGGUCAUGAAUGGACUGGCCAACAUCAGGAAGCACUGUGCCGAGCCCCAGAACUCGCCCAUGGUGUCUCCCAGCUCUUCGCCAGUCAGCCAACACAGGAAAGCCCAUGGAGGAGACCCCGGUUACUGUGUUCAGCACCUCGGCCUCCCCCCUGUCCCACCACGACUUGACCUCAUCCAGAAAGGUGCCAUCCGCUCCCCGUCUGCCAGUCCCACCGGCUCCCCAAAGUCUUCACCAGGCAUGUCUAGGAAGCAAGACAAGCCUCUCCCAGCGCCACCUCCUCCCCAGAGGGAUCCACCUCCACCGCCUCCCCCUGAGCGUCCCCCUCCCAUCCCCCCAGAGUCACGCCACUCUUGGCUCCCCAGCUCCUCUUCCUUGUCCUCUUCCAUGUCCUCCUCUACUGGUGCACUGUCAGACUCCCAGAUGCCCCCCGACACGCGGUGUACCAAAGACAACCACUUGGCCGAUGCCCACAGGCCCGGGGUGGAACACCAGCACCAGCUGGUACCUGCCGGCCCCUCCCACCUGAACGGAAGACCGCUCAGUUGUCCGUCCACGGGAUUUGGAAGGUUACAUCACAGAAUGGAGGGGGCAGGAAACUCGGAGAACUCCAAGCCCUUGCAAGUCAGCGAUGAGUAUGACAUCAUUCCCUCGCGGCUCUCGCCAACUCAGUCCUCACUUGCCAGUAGCCACAAACCCUCCAACCCUUUCAGCAGUCCUGUGGCAGAGCGACAGAGGGCGACGGAGAGGCCGGAGGACGACUAUCAAAUCCCGUCAUCCAACCUCUGCCUGAGCCAGGCUCCACUCAGCAUCUCUGUGCCCAGCAGAUACUUGGAGAAUGGUUUUGCGGAGCCCUCUGUCGAGGAGAAGAAGCCACGCCCGCCUGAGCCUGGUAGACACUCUGAAUCGGUCAGGGGGUUGGUCCGGGGGGCAGCACACACUGCCCUCUGCCCCUUCAGCACCAACCAGUCACCCUCCGACUAUGACAUUCUGCUGCCCCCCCAAGCACUAGAGGACCCCUUCAACAGCCGGCCUCCGUCCCAGCCGCCCCCUCCUCCUCCGCCGCCGCCGCCGCUGCGACACAGCUUUACUGACCUCGCCUCCUCUUCGCCGUCCUCAUCCUGCAACUCCUCCGCGUCCUCCCCCUCUGUCAUCGCGCGGCCGCACAGGCCCUCCUCUGGACACGAGCACUUGCUGUUGACCCCCGACGCAGUGUUUGACAUGCUGAACAGUGCUGCUCCGCUGCCUCCACUCAGACGAAACACAGAGAGUGUCAAAGGCUCCAGGGGCUUCCUGGAGUAUGACCAUUUACCAGGUAGUCAAGUGUUGAUGGACUACUCACAGGCCCCUGCUAGGCCACCCAAGCCACUGCCCAGGAAGAUCCCUCCUGACAUCCAGCAAGGCAUACCCCACAGCAUGGAGUCCGAGACCUUGGACGCCAAGAUCGCCAAGCUGAUGGGGGAGGGUUACUCCUUCGAAGACGUGAAGCGAGCGCUGAUGAUCGCCCAGUACAAAGUGGAUGUGGCCCGAAACAUUCUGCGAGAGUUUGCCUUGGUGGCCCCGAGACUCAACCUCCAGUCCUAGAGAUGGUGAAAAGGGACGCGCGACAGUGACACUGCCCCCUCUGAAUGGACACAACAAUAAAGGGCUUCUUCGUUCUGUUUGGCCUCAGGCAGCUGGAAUUGAGAAAAACAAUGAUCGGGAGAAACGGAAAACAGAUUUCAAGGACGACUUGCUUUCGCUGCCGAGCGGAGAUGAGGAAGCACAACAAUGUGGCUAAAACCAAAAAGAAUCGGGAGAGGGGAAACAAGACUGUCUGUGAAGGUUUUAAACCUGUGAAAAAAAGAAA
Scophthalmus maximus (turbot) is the source of this 4073-nucleotide messenger RNA. It is a transcript of the gene cblb, whose product is annotated as Cbl proto-oncogene B, E3 ubiquitin protein ligase. Gene Ontology annotation, molecular function: phosphotyrosine residue binding; SH3 domain binding; receptor tyrosine kinase binding. The transcript is spliced from 19 exons. Lineage: Eukaryota; Metazoa; Chordata; Actinopteri; Pleuronectiformes; Scophthalmidae. Gene Ontology annotation, cellular component: membrane raft; plasma membrane. Bases 854 to 3808 code for a protein of 984 amino acids. The record is from RefSeq and is a predicted model, not a curated record. Gene Ontology annotation, biological process: negative regulation of epidermal growth factor-activated receptor activity; cell surface receptor signaling pathway.